UUUAUUUCCCACCCACUUUGAUUUUCUCAAAUGACCGCGGUCCCUAACCUGUGCGAUUCGCAGCCGAAGGAGACCGGCGAAUUGCGACGGGUCGGCGUGGAGACGGCUGCCCUCAAUGAUUUUGGUUGUCUUAUCGAAAGGUUUCCCUCCACUUCUAUAUAUUUUUAAAAUAUAUAUACCGUGUCGUCCGCCGGGCCAAGCCAAGCCAGGCAGGGCUGGGCUGUUUGUGAAGAUUCAAUUAUUUUUUGUAUUCCUGAAAAGUGCUGUUGUUGUUGUUGUUCGAGGCUAUACGGAAGAGAUGCCCUUUUAUUCGCGAUUAUGCCAGAGGAUUAUUCUUCCAGUCGAGGAUCUUGACAAACGCCACGGCUCACUCUUUCGGAGCGACCAAUAGACGUAGGAGGAGGAGGAGGAGAAAAAGACGAGUUGGGGUCUUUGUUGCGUCGCACUCCUAAUCUCAAAAGUGUCUUCCUUCACAACAGGAAUGGCGUGCGCGGUGGCCACUCCAAUACUGGAGACGAGCAGGGACUUUCCGGCGUGGCUGGAGGAGCAGGGCGUGAACGCGGAGGUGGCCCGGGCCAUGGACUCGGAGCUGGGCAUCCGGGACUACGGGGUCCUGCGCGCCUGCGUCGGGGACGGCCUCGUGCGGGCCGAGCUGCUGUCCACGGCACGCGACCGUCUGCCCUUCGGCUUCUACGCCGUACUGCGGCAGGUGGUGAAGGCCCUGCAGGGUGCCGAGCCCCAUGACGCUGGGACGCCACGCUGGGACGAUGCUGCCGCCGCCUCCACUUCCUCUCCUGGCGACGUGACGCUGGGAAGUCUGAUGGACGUGCUGCUCGCGCUGUUUAGCAGCUUGAGCCGGGAACUGCUGCUGUCCGUGCAGAGGAUGCGUGACAUGGACAAUGAUAAAUAUGUCAUGGCUUCUGCUUUAUCAACGGGUGCUGUCCAUUCUGAUGUUAUGGAAGAUGAAACACAUCCAAGGGAAGAAAAUGAAAGCAACUGGACCACAGUACCAAAUGACUCCAGAUCAAACUUGACGGGGAACCUGAUUAAAAGCGAACCCCCUGAAGGUGAUCAUCUCUUGGACUUCCACCCAAAUCUCAUCAUCCAAAAUGUGACCUCACUUCUUGAUUCAGGAGUAGAUCUUGCUUGUGCAGCUGAUGGUGAACCGCACACCUUAGUACGAGAGCGGUGGGAAGAAACACAGCAAGAAGAAUCAGCUGCCACCUCUAUCACUAAGAACACAUCGCAGCAACUAAAGAACCAAAACAUAAGGAACAUCAUGAUGAACCAGAAGCAGCCACCCCUUGUGAAUGAGAUUGAGUCACACGAGUUUCAAAUUGAUGCAGCCGAUCCUGUAGGAAACCCUCAGACAGAAAGCUCUGGUGUAAAACCGCAUCGGUGCGAGGUGUGCAAGAGUAGCCUUUCAUCACCUGGCGAACUGGAGGCCCACCUAUGCAGGCACACAGCCAAGCGGUUGCACCGUUGCGAGGUGUGCGGGCGCGUCUUCUUGCAGGCCAAUGGUCUAACAAUCCACCUGCGCACGCACACGGGCAAGGGGCCAUUCACCUGCGGGGUGUGUGGUGAUGGUUUUCGGCAGUCCAGCGACUUGAAGAUCCACUUGUGCAAACACACGGGCGAGAGGCCAUACCAGUGCGAGGUGUGUGGGCGCGCCUUUUACCGGGCCUUUGAGCUAAAGGUCCACAUGCGCACGCACACGGGCGAGAAGCCGUACGUCUGCCAGGUGUGCGGGCGUAGAUUUUUACGAUCCAACGAGCUGAAGGUGCACACACGCAUUCAUACCGGAGAGAAGCCGCAUGUCUGCAUAGUGUGCGGCCACAAAUUCACGAUCUCCAGUGACAUGAAGAAGCACCUGCGGACACACACGGGUGAUAAACCGUACCCUUGCUCAGUGUGUGGCCAGUGCUUUGUUCAGCGCUCACAUGUAAAGAAGCAUGAGCGAACAAAGCAUGGCUUGGGGAAAUCCUGAAAAGAUGAUUGAGAGAUGUUUCGCAUACGUGGAAUAUUGAAUGUCUCAAACGUAUAUGAUAUUUCUACACCCCCACCGCAUUACCUUUGGCACUCUGGACUAAUAUAAUGUUGAUGCACUCAGAAUCUCUCCAUUAGAUACUGACUGCCAGAAAGUAUUGUGGUUAAGGAAGGAGAGAUGAGCUCUGGGAGUAGAAUGGGAACAACGGUGAGGCCACGUAACCCUUUCCCGUUCCGAGAUGACUGCAAGUGGCAGGGUGGGUCCCGUUCUCCGCUGAAUCAUGGAACAUGCAAGCUUUCUAGCGUAAAUUUUACGUAAAGGCAUAGCUUUAUCUACGUGACUUUAGCGAAAGAACCAGAGUAAUUCCUGCAAUCACGAAAGCUUCAAAUCAAGUUUGAACCACCUCUACGGGGAGGAUUUCCACAUAACUCAUACUUAACUUCAAAUUUAGCAAUCCUUGGAAGAACGUAAUCAACCAGGUAAAGUGUGAACUGUUGUGUUAACCGAUUCUCUGUGUUGCAUUUCAUUGCAUUUCUAAGUUUAGUAGCUUUGUUUUCUUAAAUUUCCAAUUUCUCUCCCCCUGCCGCUCUCAUUGACAUGCUAAUGUAUCUGCCCCCCCCCCCCUAUAUAUAAUACCUCGUCACAGAGGCGUUCUUUCUCUGUGUGUGUCUCUGCGUGUGUGUCUCUAUGUGUCUCUCCUCUAUGUGUGUCUCCGUGUCUGUGUUUGUCUCUCUCUGUGUGUUUGUCUCUCUCUGUGUGUCUCUCUCUGUGUAUGGGUGUCUCUCUCCGAGCUUGCAUUCACACCUGAUGACAGUUGCUUGUGUUGCAAUCGAAACGUCGCAUUCUAUUAUUUAUUUUAUUUUAUUUCUCCUGUUUUAUUUCCAGAAAGGGUUAACCUAUUCUGAUUUCAUAAUUUUAAUACUGCCACAUUGUUCCCCAAGAGGCUAAACAUUUUCUCCCUGAUCGUAAAUGGUCUCAACCGCCCCAUCAAGAGGCAAUGGGGGACAACUCUUGUACUUACAUUUACACUCAGCAGAUGUUGCAUUCCUUCAGGAGACGCCUCAUGCCAGGCGAAGCUGGGACAUUAAAACGCCAUUGGGUUGGUGAAGUGUUUUCAUUCCACACACUCCUUCAGCAGGAGAGGAGUUCCCAUCUUGCGGCAUAAAAACCUUUAUUUCGUGCUCCCAAACAAAUAAAAUCCCCAGGGGAGAUUUGUCUUGAACAAUGGACCGAUAAGAAGGGAAGGGAAAUACGUGUCUUUGCUGAAUAUCUGCAACCCACCUCCAAUCAGCUCCCAUAUAUUAAAAAAUCACCACCUUCGGGGGGGGGGGAGGGGGAGAAAUAGCAUGGCCCAACCGGUAAGAAGCAAGCAUAGAGAAAGUUUGUAGGCCCCUCGACCAAGGAGGAAGAGGUGCUGUCGUUCAAUCCGGUACCAACCAAAUUUGAAAUCCCACCUCCAUUUCUUUACAUAUUUACAGAUCAGAGACGCCAUAACAAAAUCCCCCGACAAAAACCUAGAUGGACCCCCCCACCCACCCUAUCAUAGACUGGCUGUAAAAGCCAAGGCCUAACUAUAGACUCGCGGGAGCUUACCAUUUUCUGGGCAUGGAAGGCGCCAGGAUCAGAUCAGCAGCCAACCAGAAAACUAUGGAAUAGAAGCCGCCUUCCCUGAGAGAUCAUACUGCAGAAAUGGUCCCAAAUCUGGCAAGCCCCUAGAUCCGGCCCAAGGUUAACACCACUCAGACUGGUAGUUUAAAUUUAUGUCUGACACCUACAUGACAAGUGGAACAAGGGCAAAAUUCAUGGCGGCGACUCCUGACUGUCCAUGAUUCACCUGAAGCACAACAUAAACCUACUGGAAUGCGUUCUGGUCAUGCCCGGACAUCGCAAAACUAUACAAGAAAAUCUCAGGCCUUUUAAGGCUAUAUGUGGCACCAACCUUCUCUCGAAUUGAAACCACCCCGUGAGGCCUAAAACCAGGUACCCUUUCAAAACACCAGCACGGCCUACUCCAAUAUUUUAACAUAGGCAGUGAAACCAUCUUGGCUUACUGGAAAGACCAUGAACCCCCUUCGUGGGGACAAUGGUACAACACCCUGCCAGCCCACGCCGGGAUCGAACACCUGUUCCACAAAGUUAAAAGGGGAACGAAAAGGAGUUUGAGGCCAAGUGGUCCCCCCUCUGCCGGAGAUAAAAAUGAGAGGCGGAGGCGGAGAGGGUUGGGGCUGGGAGACAGGAGCGGGUAAGGGAGGGGUAGAACCCCCAGCCCCUCCGCCACUUUUUUGACAGCUAAGAUAAGAUUGACAGAAUAGAGAGGUGGACACCCCAACAUGUAAAGCUGCGUGUAUGUUGUAUGAUUUGUCACGUACAUUCUCCCCACCCCUCUCCCCCCCCCCCCCCCCUGACGGAAGACUCCCUCACCUGUACAUGGUCAAGUACCGAAAGUCCCCUCCCCUUCCUCCCCACAGAGGUUUUUCUGUUCCCCUCACCAGAAACCAUCGAAACGUUGUACCGGGCUCGUGUGAUUACCACAAUAAAAAUAUUUUAAAACCCUCA
This is a messenger RNA of Lethenteron reissneri (Far Eastern brook lamprey), 4543 nucleotides long. Its product is annotated as zinc finger protein 514-like. Gene Ontology annotation, biological process: regulation of transcription by RNA polymerase II. Gene Ontology annotation, molecular function: DNA-binding transcription factor activity, RNA polymerase II-specific. NCBI's taxonomy places the organism in Eukaryota, Metazoa, Chordata, Hyperoartia, Petromyzontiformes, Petromyzontidae. Gene Ontology annotation, cellular component: nucleus. The record is from RefSeq and is a predicted model, not a curated record.